This is a messenger RNA of Galleria mellonella (greater wax moth), 1387 nucleotides long. RefSeq names its product transcription factor Sp5-like. Gene Ontology annotation, molecular function: RNA polymerase II cis-regulatory region sequence-specific DNA binding; DNA-binding transcription factor activity, RNA polymerase II-specific. The record is from RefSeq and is a predicted model, not a curated record. Bases 135 to 1154 code for a protein of 339 amino acids. NCBI's taxonomy places the organism in Eukaryota, Metazoa, Arthropoda, Insecta, Lepidoptera, Pyralidae. The transcript is spliced from 2 exons. Gene Ontology annotation, biological process: regulation of transcription by RNA polymerase II.
GACGAGGUGACAACCGCUCGUUACGUCUAUUCCAAGCCAGUUAUUAAAAACGUCUCGGCGUGAGCGGAGUGCCGCCCUGUAAUUAUCCAGUUGACGGUUUCGUUGCGUUCACGUUGUCACCGCACUCGCCGGAAAUGCAAUACGUGGAUCCGCCCGCUCAACAGAUGAUGAAUAUGAUGGGAGGUUACACAUGCGGCUAUGGCCGUGGGGAUGCGUUGUCACCAGCAUCGGAUCUAUCAUCAUGCAGCAGUGCUUCCUCAGGUGCAUGGUGUGGAGCACCUGCGUGGCGUGAACUACCACCGUAUCCACCUCAGUACCCAACAUACUGGCCGUCAACCCCCGCCGCUUCCGAGGAAGCACGUGAACUCCAGCGCCGUUGUGCUAAGUGCCGGUGCCCUAACUGCCUCACUGAAGCCGCCGGUUUCGGACCUAACUAUGGCAAAGAUGGAACAAAAAGGGAACACGUGUGCCAUGUACCAGGCUGUGGAAAAGUAUACGGGAAGACAUCCCAUCUCAAAGCUCACCUUCGCUGGCAUACCGGGGAACGACCAUUCGUUUGUAAUUGGUUAUUCUGUGGGAAACGAUUUACACGCUCUGAUGAGCUCCAGAGACAUUUGAGAACGCACACUGGUGAGAAAAGAUUCUCUUGUCAGCUAUGUGCUAAGCGAUUUAUGAGGUCAGAUCAUCUUGCGAAACAUGUUAAGACCCAUGCAAAUGUAUCGAGGAAAAAUAAGAAAGCGAAAGAGGACGACAAGGAAGAGCCGCCUAAAUUGGCUGAGAAAACAGAACAAGGACAGUUGAGAAGCGAGCCAACCCCGCCUCCAGUGUCUGUCGGCAGCACUAAUUACGGUACAGUACCGCAAGUCGCCAGUUUCCCUAAACAGAUAUCCCUUAACUAUGCUUCGGUUGCUCCCAACGUGGUGUCAAGUGCAGGGAAUGGCUACAACAGUGCACCGUUCGGUAGUGGUGUGAUGAGUGGUUGGUAUCCUGACGUGCGACAGGAUUUUUAUGCGCAUACGCCCAUGAGAGAUCACCGAGUAUAUCAACAGUAUCCUACUCCUCAUUUGAGUACUUAUCAGUGUGCCGCAAAAGAUAACUAUACUGUAUUCCAAGGACAUUACAAUCUCCAGCCUCCUGUUGCCAUGGGACAAUAAGUAUGAAAUAAUUAUCUGUGCAUGUUUAUAGUGAUACAAUUUAUUUAAUGGAUAAUUAGAGGUUUUUCACAUAGUUUGUUGCUGCUAGCGUUUAUGUAAAUAUACGUAUGUUUUGUUUGUCACCGUUUGUUUAGUUACCAUAAACGUGAAAUAUGUUUUUAUCAAAAAAUCCAAUUAUCAUGAUAUUACAUGUGCCUUUAAAUAUCAAUUAAUACUGUUUUUUUCUUUAAUAA